UACGCCUUACAGUGAGAGACAUGAGUUCAACCAAUGGAAUACGUAGAAGUGUAACAUUGUGGCCAAUGAAAUGAAAGAAUUCUCCAAAACUUCCGGUUAUGAGUUUCCCGUUUGAAACAACAGUUUACUGAGUGCGUGCAUUGACCGAACGAGAAGAAUAUGGGUCGACGUAAGUCAAAACGGAAGCCACCUCCUAAGAAGAAGCUGACGGGAAAUCUGGACACCCAGUUCACCUGUCCAUUUUGCAACCACGAGAAGUCAUGUGACGUCAAAAUGGAACGCAGUAGAAAUACAGGAAUAAUAUCCUGUACAGUUUGCUUGGAAGAAUUCCAGACCCCUAUUACCUAUCUUUCAGAACCUGUGGACGUUUAUAGUGAUUGGAUAGACGCUUGUGAAGCUGCCAAUCAGUAGCAUUCCCAGUCAUUCCAAUGAAUGUCAAAAAAAAGGAAAUUAGUUAGAGUAGUUUGAACCACUGUCUGUGUUAGUCCAUAUUUAUUUCUAGUCUUAAAUUCAGCUACAGUGAACCUUAAGGAGGCAUCUAGAGUCAUUUGUUGAAUAUGUUGUUCUUUACACAUAGAAAAGUUGUGUUGUUUCGUGUGUCAGAUUUAUUCCAUUGACUCUGAAUGGGCACGCCUCCCGAAGGUGACACUUAUAGCCUAGGUCUCCAAAGCGCUGUCUUAUGGGAAUCAGUCUCUUCGUAUUAUCUAGGGAAAUGGUUGUCUGUGCAGCCCAUCUGGCUUCAAAGAGUAACCUAUCUGAAUCAAUGCAUGGGCAAUGAAGGUAUCUGUUCAUUAAUAUAGGCUAAAUUUCGAAUCCCCGAUUUGGCAGAAUUGCGUCUACAAAACAACCACCCAUUUUUUUUUUAAUGAACCAGUGCUAAUUCAGAUGCCAUGCUUUGUGUAGAACUGACGUUGAUGCCUCCUGCUGAAUCUCUUUAUGGGUGAACGCAUAGUGACCCAUAGCAGCCUUGAACAGGCUAAAUAUAGAAGUUUGCAGCCCACCAUGUUAUGUUUGGUUGAUUUUAUUUGAUUCCUUUUUUGAAAGUUAGCACCAUCAAGGUUAGUUCGUGCAAGGAAACCAUGGGCUAAUCGUAGUACUUAUAUUAUCAAAUGAUGAAUAAAUUGCAAUAUCAGAGAAUUUGUAAUUGAUUCCAAAUCCUGCCUGUUGGUAAUUUCUUUCUUUUUUUGCCUUGGUAAAAAAGAGAUUUCCUCCUGAAUCAACAUAGGAAGUCCUUGUCAGAUGUACAAUUUUGGACUUCUUCGUGAAAUACAGUAUAUUAUUGUUAUUUUGUAAUGGCCUGAUCCCUUCACUUGAGUCCGCAUAUUCAAAUGUUUUGUACUGAAUCACACCAUUUUAUGGAUUUCAUAAAGUAACUAAAAUCUCUUGGUUUGGUAUCUGUAAAAAAAAUGAAUUCUUUUCUGCAUGUUGUAAUUUAACUAAAAAGUAAAACGAGGGUUGACACAACCUGGUGCCAUUAUGAAAAUGAUCAGUAUUUGUCCCUAUUGAUCCUGUGUUUUGGUUUUUCUUUUGAUCAUUGAAUUAAUAAAUUGAUUUCACAAAGGCAAAA
Anguilla rostrata (American eel) is the source of this 1567-nucleotide messenger RNA. It is a transcript of the gene elof1, whose product is annotated as elongation factor 1. Gene Ontology annotation, cellular component: transcription elongation factor complex. Gene Ontology annotation, molecular function: RNA polymerase II complex binding. The transcript has 4 exons. Bases 160 to 411 code for a protein of 83 amino acids. The record is from RefSeq and is a predicted model, not a curated record. Gene Ontology annotation, biological process: transcription elongation by RNA polymerase II. NCBI's taxonomy places the organism in Eukaryota, Metazoa, Chordata, Actinopteri, Anguilliformes, Anguillidae.